Dichomitus squalens LYAD-421 SS1 is the source of this 3786-nucleotide messenger RNA. Its product is annotated as antiviral helicase. Gene Ontology annotation, biological process: nuclear-transcribed mRNA catabolic process, 3'-5' exonucleolytic nonsense-mediated decay. Gene Ontology annotation, cellular component: Ski complex. Gene Ontology annotation, molecular function: RNA binding; ATP binding; RNA helicase activity. NCBI's taxonomy places the organism in Eukaryota, Fungi, Basidiomycota, Agaricomycetes, Polyporales, Polyporaceae. The coding region runs from base 1 to 3786 and encodes 1261 amino acids. The transcript is spliced from 21 exons. The record is from RefSeq and is a predicted model, not a curated record.
AUGUCUACACAACAUGAAGACCUGAUGAGCCAGAUCUUGAACCGUGAACCUGGAAAUGCUGAUAUAAUUCUUGCCAAUCUGGGCCUUGCUAGUUUGCCAUCGAGAGACGAGGUCCAUACACAAAUCGAACAGAACCUCCUUCUUCCAAAGUCAAGUCUCCCAGAUCAUUGGCUGCCCGCAUAUCAGCUGCAUUGGGAAACAAAAUUCUCCGUCCCAUCUCUGCUCAAUCUCGAGCCAUCUCCACCUCCUACAAGCCUAGCGUUCACUCGUACAGGUCUAAAAGGACGCGUAUCAGGAUAUACGGAAGUGUCUAAUCCUCGUCUGGCGACGGGAUUAUCUUCUACUGCUAUUGAUCGAGCUCCUGGUCCGAGUCGUAACUUCGUUAGAGGAAAAUCUGGUUACGUGCCUUUCUGGCCUGGGGGACUGGAUAACCUCAAGACGUCAAAGGACGUUGCUGAAUUCGAAGAAGGGUCGUCAAAGCUCAGGACUAUUGCUCCCGGAUUGUCGCGCGGCUUCAGGCUUCCCGGGGAUACCGCUAACGAUGUCGAUGCCGAUGUCGUCGGUUUGACCACUCCCGAUAAUACCAGAGGCAAUCCUGAUGACUCGGACGGACAUGCAUAUGGUCGUUCGGACGAAGAAACCGACGGCAGAAUGCCACUAGUGAAUGACAUGACAGAUAUCGACGAGCUUCUACCCACUAGCAGGAGCCACCUGAACCCAGUCCCCACUGCCCGACGACAGCUACGACGCGCGAAUGUGCAGAAACGCGAUUGGGCUCAUGAGGUGGAUGUCAAUAAGCCAAUGACUAACUUCCACGAAUUAGUGCCGGAAAUGGCGCACAAGUAUCCAUUCGAGCUCGAUACUUUCCAGAAGGAAGCGGUAUAUCAUCUUGAGAUGGGCGAUUCUGUCUUCGUCGCAGCGCACACAUCGGCGGGGAAGACGGUCGUGGCUGAGUACGCCAUCGCGCUUGCGGCAAAGCAUAUGACCAGAGCCAUCUACACGUCCCCAAUCAAGGCGCUUUCCAAUCAGAAGUACCGCGAUUUCAAGCAAACGUUUGGCGCAGCAUCGGUCGGUAUCCUGACAGGCGAUGUGCAAAUAAACCCGGAGGCCAACUGCUUGAUCAUGACGACGGAAAUCUUGCGUAGUAUGCUUUACAAGGGCGCCGAUCUGAUCCGAGACGUCGAGUUCGUCAUCUUCGAUGAGGUGCAUUAUGUCAAUGACGCAGAGCGCGGAGUAGUAUGGGAAGAAGUCAUUAUCAUGUUACCGGAUCAUGUGAACAUCAUUCUCCUAUCUGCUACGGUACCAAACACCAAAGAAUUCGCCGACUGGGUAGGGAGGACAAAGAAGAAGGACAUCUACGUUAUUUCCACCGCUAAGCGACCUGUCCCGCUUGAGCACUAUCUCUACGCUGGCAGAGACUUGCACAAGAUAGUUGACGCUGACCGGAACUUCAUUUCCGCAGGGUACAAAGACGCUCAGGAUGCCUUGCGUCGGAAGCAGGAUAAGGAACGCGAGGCUCAAGGCUUGCCGCCGGUCCAGAGGAUGGGGGCCCGUGCUGCGGCCCCACAGCGUGGUCAGCGGGGCGGGCCCCAGGCUCGUGGAGGUGGACAAAGGGGCGGUCCACCUCUUAGAGGAGCACCUGCCCGCGGCGCCACCCCCUCACGAGGUGGAGGUUCCGGAAGGACGUUCCAUCAGCCGGACAAGAAUCUCUAUGUGCACCUGCUUGGCAAUCUGAAGAAACGAGCACUGCUCCCUGUCGUCGUGUUCACAUUUUCCAAGAAGCGUUGUGAAGAGAACGCUGGAACGCUGACGAAUCUGGACCUUUCCACAUCGGUGGAGAAGAGCGAAAUCCAUGUCGCUGUUGAGAAGGCCCUUUCGCGGCUGAAAGGGUCAGACAGACAGCUGCCGCAGAUUCGCCGGAUGCGCGAGCUUCUUUCUCGCGGCAUUGGCGUCCAUCACGGCGGCCUGCUGCCUAUUGUAAAGGAGGUGGUCGAGAUCCUCUUCGCGCGCGGCCUCGUUAAAGUCCUCUUUGCAACAGAGACCUUCGCCAUGGGUGUCAACAUGCCCGCCAAAUGUGUGGUGUUCUCCCACAUCAGGAAGCACGAUGGGCGCAGCUUCAGAGAUAUUCUCCCUGGUGAAUACACGCAGAUGGCCGGACGAGCGGGCCGCCGUGGAUUGGAUGCGACUGGGACAGUCAUCAUUGUCGCGAAUGACGAGUGUCCUGAACAAACAACUUUGUCCCAUAUGAUCCUCGGAACGCCUUCCAAGCUACAGUCACAGUUCCGGCUAACAUACAACAUGAUUUUGAACCUGCUCAGAGUGGAGGCUCUGCGCGUCGAAGAAAUGAUCAAGCGAAGCUUCUCGGAGAACGCCUCCCAACGGCUUCUACCCGAGAACCAGAAGAAGGUAGUCCAGGUCGAGCUGGAGCUGGCGCAGAUGCCCCAGCUGGAGUGCGAAGUGUGCGCUCCUGACAUUGAACGGUUCUAUGACAUUACAUACGAUAUCGUCGAGUCGAACCAGAACUUGCUGAAGCUGGCCGGCUCCUCUGGCGGGCGAUACCUGGAACCUGGAAGAGUGGUAGUGCUACGAGACGGGCACUUCAAAUCAAAUAUCGGCGUACUCCUCAGGAAGGUUUCUCUUGCUAAUACCGAGGACAAUACUAAGCCCUACUACGCCCUUGUAAUGGUCUCUGAGGACACAAAGAGCAAGAAGCACGGUGCGUUAGGCGACUACGAUUGCGUGGCUAUUGUACUGACGUACAUUCCAUCAGACACCCGAUCAGUCCCACCGCGCUGGCCACUCAAACCCGAGUCCUUGCUAGUCGACGAGCCGGUGUAUGAGUUGACAGCUAUCAAGUAUGAAAGCAUCGCACUUGUCACAUCAGACGUCAUCAAGGUGGACGUCGGGAAGAUAUUAGAGAAACUCAGGAUCUCAGCGAUGAACGCUACGAUCCAGCAGCUCCAAGGCGUCCUCAACGGCUGGCUGCAGAAGAAUUUCAUUCCUGAGCCGGUAUGGGCAAGGAGAAGAUUCCUGGAAUUCCAAGAGCUUUUGAGGCAUAGGGAUGCCCUUGCAGCUAAGCUCGGAGAGUUCACUUGCACGUCGUGUCCAGAUUUCGAUGAUCAUUACAACUUCAUCCACGCAAGGAAGGUUCUUGAGGCAAACAUCGCCAAGUUGAAGCUCUCUAUCUCAGAACAGAACCUCGAACUCAUUCCUGAUUACGAACAACGGAUCGAGGUCCUCAAAGAGCUCAAGUUCAUUGAUGACAAUUCGACUGUAUUACUCAAGGGUCGUGUAGCGUGCGAGAUUAAUUCCGCGAACGAACUUGUCCUCACGGAGCUCAUCCUCGAGAAUACGCUCGCAGCCUACGAGCCCGAGGAAGUCGUCGCGCUCCUCUCUUGCUUUGUCUUCCAGGAGAAGACCGACGUUGAGCCUGUAAUCCCGCCGAAGCUCCAGGAAGGGCUUGCAGCCAUCGUGGCGAUCGCCGACCGGGUCGAACGGGUACAAGAUCGGCACAAGGUCCCCGGCGAGGAGUUCCGUACCUUGAAGCCCGGUCUUGUUGAGGUUGUCUAUGAAUGGGCGAAGGGGAUGCCGUUCGAGCAGAUCACAGAUCUUACAGAUGUCGCGGAAGGUACCAUCGUGCGCGUCAUCACACGAUUGGAUGAGACAUGUCGAGAGGUCAGGGAUGCAGCGCGGGUCAUUGGCGAUGCCGAGUUGUUCAAGAAGAUGGAGGAAGCGCAGAUCAAGAUCAAGAGAGACAUUGUAUUCGCUGCCAGUCUGUAUUUCUAG